This is a messenger RNA of Pyricularia grisea, 459 nucleotides long. RefSeq lists its product as uncharacterized. The transcript has a single exon. The record is from RefSeq and is a predicted model, not a curated record. Bases 1 to 459 code for a protein of 152 amino acids. NCBI's taxonomy places the organism in Eukaryota, Fungi, Ascomycota, Sordariomycetes, Magnaporthales, Pyriculariaceae.
AUGACCAAAACCGAGGUACGAAGGCUCACGAGGCAGCUCAAGACGGCGGUGCUGCGUGACAUGACCACCGAGGCGGACAAGACGCGACGGGCGCCCGAGCAUGCCGACUGCUGCCGACCGCCCGAAAACCGGCGCGACGACAAGUACAACUUUGGCUGCCGCUGCCGGGCCGAGCGCGGACGCCUGCUCGUGGUCUGGGACGAGGCGGUCGCGGCAGCGGUGGAACACCUGCGCAGGCUGUGCAGGCGGCAGCUCAUGAGCUGGGAGCUCGAGGAGGUCAGGCGGCGCAGGCCCCUCAUGCAAAAGCAGAAGCGGGCCGGGAUGCGGUUCGUCUUUGCCCCUCAGGAUCUCGAGGCUGCUCUGGAUGCCGUCCGCGAGGUCAAGAUGGCCAUGCUGGCUGAUGAUUUGGAGCUGGAGCGGGCGGCGUUGGCUGAGGAUGUUGGUGAGAAUGAGGAGUAG